This is a messenger RNA of [Torrubiella] hemipterigena, 6913 nucleotides long. The record is from the annotation of a GenBank genome assembly. NCBI's taxonomy places the organism in Eukaryota, Fungi, Ascomycota, Sordariomycetes, Hypocreales, Clavicipitaceae.
CCCGCGGCUGUGGCAUCAUAGCCCCUAGACGGCUUUGCGGCUUUCACCUGCCACCCGCUGCAACCAACACCACAAUCCAACUAGUCUGCUUCAAUAAUAGCAUCGUCAGAUAUCUCGUAAGAAGAGUCUUUCAUCAACGGCGCAGACCAAUCACAGCGUACACGUUUGUUUCUUACACCGAGCCGCAUCCGAAUCACUUCGGCCUACAUCACCAACAUCCCACCCGAAUGGACGCUCGCUGCGCCAACGCUCCGCAAUGAGCUCUCAUAAAUUCGUCCUCACCUCGCUGGAGGCUAUAGCGAAUUCUAAAGAUGCCCAGAAAAACAAAGCGCUCGCAGAUUCCGCAAAGGCUGCCAUCGACGCCAUCAAAGAGUCGGAUCAGUUGCCCGACCCCGAGAUCGUGUUCGCCCCUCUCCAGCUUGCUACUAGAACCAGCAACGCUCAGCUGACCACGACCGCACUCGAUUGCAUCGGCAAAUUAAUAUCAUACUCCUACUUCUCCGUUGAUGGCCCAGCUGAACCCUCGGAUGGUGCCCCCGAACAACCGCGCUCGCCCCUAAUUGAACGGGCCAUCGAUACGAUAUGCGACUGCUUCCAGGGCGAAACAACGGCGGUCGAAACCCAGCUGCAGAUUGUGAAGUCGCUCUUGGCAGCUGUUCUUAACGAUAAAAUCAUUGUUCACGGCGCCGGCCUCCUUAAAGCUGUCCGCCAGGUCUACAAUGUCUUCUUGCUCUCUCGUAGCACAGCCAACCAGCAGAUUGCACAAGGCACCCUGACACAGAUGGUUGGCACCGUCUUUGAGAGAGUCAAGACUAGACUCCAUAUGAAAGAGACCAGACUAGGUCUCAGCAACCUUAAGCUCAAUGCCAGCAAUGCUGCAUUUGAUGGCACCACAGGAGCAGAUGACGACGAGUCUGGAGCUGCUAACGCUGCUGAAGACGAGGCCGACGCUGAAGAACAAGCAUCUCGUGGAACCGACAACGGCGUCAAGUUGACACUUAAAGAUCUCGAAAACCGCAAGAGCUUCGAUGAUUCGACCCUCGGUGACGGUCCUACCAUGGUGUCGCAUAUUAAACCAGCUGCCAAGGCUGGGGACGAUGACUCCGACGACGAACAACAAGGCGCCUCUGGCAACACAGAUGAAGACCUCGACGAAGAAGACGAAGUGUAUAUCCGCGAUGCCUAUCUCGUUUUCCGCUCCUUCUGUAACCUAUCAACCAAAGUUCUACCUUCCGACCAGCUCUUUGACCUCCGCGGCCAGCCCAUGCGCUCCAAGCUCAUCUCUCUCCAUCUUAUUCACACCCUCCUCAACAACAAUAUCACCGUUUUCACCUCACCACUUUGUACUAUUAAGAACUCCAAGAACAAUGAGCCGACAAGUUUUUUGCAGGCUAUUAAGUUUUAUCUAUGCCUGAGCAUUACCAGAAACGGAGCCAGCUCGGUCGAUCGUGUCUUCGAUGUCUGCUGCGAAAUCUUUUGGCUCAUGGUUAAGUACAUGAGACCGUCGUUCAAGCAAGAGAUUGAGGUUAUAUUAAAGGAAAUCUACCUUGCACUGUUGUCCCAAAGAAACGCGCCGUCGACGCAAAAGCUCUACUUUAUCAACAUCCUCAACCGACUCUGCGCCGACCCACGAGCCCUUGUCGAAAUCUACCUCAACUACGACUGCGACCAGAGUGUGGAGAAUAUUUAUCAGACCAUCAUUGAAGAUUUAUCCAAAUUUGCAACUGUCCCUGUCACAAUUACGCCUGUAAACGAACAGGCCUACGAAGAAUCACGACUACGAGCUACUCCUGCAAGCGAAUGGCAGCUCAAAGGAAUUCUUCCCCCGUCCUUGACAGUAGCUCAGAUUAUGCCUCAGCAAGAGGCCGAGCCUGAUUAUCCUAAGGAGUAUGCCAUGAAACGCGCUUCCCUGGAAGCGUUGGUUGAGGCUCUUCGCUCGCUAGUCAACUGGUCUGCUGCAGUUCGACCCGACGUCAACACGAUACGAAAGGAGGGAGCUGAUUACAAGGCGUCGACAGACGAAUUGCGUGCAUCGAUCGAUCCUACGGCAAGUGAGAGCAACUCUCGUAUUGAAACUCCUAUCCCGCCAUCUACUCCAGUUCUGGAUGACGACCCUGCGCAGCUGGAAAAAGAUAAGGCACGCAAGACGGCGCUCAUGAAUGCCAUUCGGCAAUUCAACUUCAAACCUAAGCAUGGUAUCAAGAUGUUGAUCCGCGACGGUUUUAUUGCUAGUUCUAAGCCUGUCGAUAUCGCGGCUUUCCUGCUUAAAGAAGAAAAGCUUGACAAGGCUCAGAUUGGUGAAUAUCUCGGUGAAGGAGACCAAGCCAACAUUGACAUCAUGCACGCAUUUGUUGACUCGAUGGAGUUUACUAAGAGACGCUUCGUCGAUGCCCUCCGCCAAUUUCUGCAGUCCUUCAGACUGCCCGGUGAAGCCCAGAAGAUUGAUCGCUUCAUGUUGAAGUUUGCUGAGCGCUAUGUCCUAGGAAAUCCCAAUGCCUUUGCAAACGCCGACACUGCCUAUGUGCUUGCUUAUUCCGUUAUUCUUCUCAACACGGAUCUGCAUAGCAGCAAGAUUGCCAAGCGCAUGACAAAAGAAGAAUUCAUCAAGAAUAACCGCGGUAUCAACGAUAAUGCUGAUUUGCCCGAUGAAUAUCUUCUGGGCAUCUACGACGAAAUUGCCGGCAAUGAGAUUGUUCUCACCAGUGAAAGAGAGGCUGCGGCUGCAGCAGGCACGGCCCCUGCUCAGACUACAGGUCUAGCCGCUGGUCUCGGUCAAGCCUUUUCCAACGUUGGCAGAGACUUGCAACGCGAGGCGUACAUGGCCCAAUCCGAGGAAAUCUCACUCCGCUCCGAGCAACUGUUCAAGAACCUUUUCAAAAGCCAGCGUCGAAAUGCAGCCAAGACUGGACCCAAGUUCAUUCCAGCCACGUCCUUUAAGCAUGUCGGCCCAAUGUUUGAUGUUACUUGGAUGUCACUUUUCUCCGCACUCUCUGCGCAGCUCCAGAGGUCUCAUAACAUUGAAGUGAACAAGCUCUGCCUCGAGGGUAUGCGCCUUGCCACCAAGAUAGCCUGUACCUUUGAACUCUCAACACCCCGUGAGGCCUUUAUCUCGGCAUUGAAAAACACAACCAACCUGAAUAACCCGCAGGAGAUGUUAGCCACCAACAUCGAGGCGCUCAAGGUCAUUCUUGACCUUGCCCAGACGGAGGGCAACCUCUUGAGAGAGUCAUGGAAAGAUAUUCUCAUGUGUAUUAGCCAACUCGACAGACUGCAACUUAUCUCUGGAGGCGUUGAUGAGAGCGCCAUUCCAGACGUCUCCAAGGCCCGCUUCGUGCCACCCUCAAGAACAGACUCUGACCCUCGACCAUCAACAUCUUCUCGAAGACCCCGUCAAAGAUCCGGCACCGGACCUAAGGGCUUCUCCACUGAGAUUGCCUUGGAGAGUCGCUCAGACGAGGUUGUUCGCAGUGUUGAUCGCAUCUUCACAAACACAGCCAAUCUCAGCGGUGAAGCCAUGGUGUUCUUUGCCAAAGCCUUGACGGAGGUGAGCUGGGAUGAAAUCAAGGUGUCCGGCUCCAAUGACUCCACGCGCACCUACAGUCUGCAAAAGAUUGUCGAAAUCAGUUACUACAACAUGAACCGUGUCAGAUUCGAGUGGAGCAAUAUCUGGGGUGUUUUGGGCGAACACUUCAACCAAGUUGGCUGCCACAACAACAUGAACAUUGUCUUCUUUGCACUGGAUUCGCUACGACAGCUGUCGAUGCGCUUCAUGGAGAUUGAAGAGCUCGCUGGUUUCAAGUUCCAAAAAGACUUCCUCAAGCCGUUUGAACACGUCCUUGCCAACUCUCACAACGUUACAGUGAAGGACUUGGUUCUUCGCUGUCUUAUUCAAAUGAUCCAGGCCAAGGGCGAUAACAUUCGCUCUGGUUGGCGAACUAUGUUUGGCGUUUUUACCGUUGCCGCUCGCGAGUCCUAUGAGAGCAUUGUGUACCUUGCGUACGAAAACGUUUCCCAAGUGUACAAAGAGAAGUUUGGCGUGGUCAUUGCCCAAGGAGCCUUUACGGAUUUGAUUGUCUGUCUAACUGAGUUCUCCAAGAACCUCAAGUUCCAGAAGAAGAGCCUCAACGCCCUUGAGCUCCUCAAGUCUAUUAUUCCCACAAUGCUCAAGACACCUGAGUGCCCACUCUCUCAAUACCAGAAGAAGAGUGACACUAAGACAGGAGAUGAUGGCGAUGAGGGCAAACGGGUUGUCCCUCGUACCUCAGUCGAAGAAGGAUACUGGUUCCCCGUCCUGUUUGCGUUCCAUGAUGUACUCAUGACUGGCGAAGAUCUCGAGGUCCGCUCCAACGCACUGGACUACUUCUUUGCCGCUCUGAUGAAAUACGGCGGUGAUUUCACACCUGAGUUCUGGGACAUCCUAUGGCGGCAGCAACUGUACCCCAUCUUCAUGGUGCUACGCUCUCGUCCUGAAAUGUCCAACGUUCUCAAUCACGAGGAGCUCUCUGUUUGGCUGUCAACAACAAUGAUCCAGGCACUUCGCCAGAUGAUUACUCUGUUCACACACUACUUUGAAGCCUUGGAGCACAUGCUGGACAGAUUCCUCGAACUACUUGAGCUCUGUAUUUGCCAAGAAAACGAUACUAUCUCCAGAAUCGGCAGCAACUGCCUGCAACAACUCAUUCUGAAGAACGUUAUGAAGUUCACGCCCGCUCACUGGAACAAGAUUGUCGGUGCCUUCUGCGAGCUAUUUGAGCGUACAACCGCCUAUCAGCUCUUCACAGCCGCCAAUGUGGCUGGCCCAGGAUCCUUGUCGAUUCCUGCCUCGAACGGUGUUGAGUUUUCAGGAGGCGUCAGCCCCCCCGGUGACGCCCCAGUUGUUGACGAGAAGUCUCUAAAGAUCAACGGCGACAAUAUCAGUGUGAUUUCUGAUAGUGACUCGGCCAACCGCCCCCUGUCUCCUCGUCCAUUUGACGACGAAGCCCGACGAGGUUCUGUUGGCGGCGAGAUAUCGGCGCCGCUCGAAGAGUUCAAGCCCAACUCGAACCUGCAGCAGCAACCCGUUGUGGUGACUGCCGCGCGCCGCCGGUUCUUCAACAAGAUCAUUUCGCGCUGUGUACUGCAGCUACUCAUGAUUGAGACUGUCAAUGAGCUCUUUGGCAAUGAUACAGUGUACGCCAACAUCCCGUCUAACGAGCUUCUGCGCCUGAUGGCGCUCCUCAAGCGCUCGUUCCAGUUUGCCCGCCGCUUUAACGAAGACAAGGAGCUACGCAUGAAGUUGUGGCGCGAGGGCUUCAUGAAGCAGCCCCCCAACCUGCUCAAGCAAGAGUCUGGUGCUGCCGCUACGUACAUCUCCAUCCUGUUCCGCAUGUUUGCGGACGAGAGCCCCGAGCGACUGGGCAGCCGGCCUGACAUUGAGGCAGCGCUUGUACCGCUGUGCAAAGACAUCAUUACAGGCUACUCGAGCCUCGUUGAGGAGAGCCAGCAGCGCAACAUUGCUGCCUGGCGGCCCGUGGUGGUUGAUGUCCUUGAGGGCUAUGCUACAUUCCCUGAGGACGCCUUCAAGUCACAUAUCAAUGCCUUCUACCCACUCUCCGUAGAGCUCCUUACCAAGGACCUCGCGCCUGACCUGCGUGGUGCGCUUCUCACUGUGCUGCGCCGAGUUGGCGAGGUUGCACUCGGCAUUGAAGGCAUGACAAACGUCGAAGAAGCUCGCAGGGCCAGUGUUAGCAGCUCUGCUGGUGGUGGUGGUGGCCCUGCUGUGGACGGCGUAGAAGCCGCCGCUCGCAAGAUGUUAUAAGCUUGCAGGCAAAUAUUUACUAAAGAAGAAGGACUGAAGACAUAAUGCCAGUGUAUAUAGGCGCUGGAUGGAAAAUAUGCUUUGGCUGUUAGAUCGAAUUUUGUAUGUACCACAUGCAUGAAAAAAGCGAGCGUUGCGAUAGACAAUAGCCCGCAAUGCUACAAUAAUUGAAAUUUCUAUUGCCCAUUAUUUACUACGCUUGGAUAAAUCGACGAAUAUUAUCGUUUGUAUAUCUUUUUGGCUGCCUAGUUCAGUAACUUUGCAAUAUAUUCUCGUAGUGGCUCAGCUUCCUCCUCUACCGUUCGGUCAGGUAAAGCCAAAAGAGCAGAUUUCAGCUCCUCAUCACUCUCCGCUGCCACCUUGACUAUCUUCUUUACAAUUUCGUCUUUAUCUGGUGUUGUGACCCUUGUGACCCUCAUGAUACUGACAAAAGUUUCGAAAAAGUCGACGACGCUAAGGCGCAUAAGAAUGUCUUCCUUGUCAAUCAUAUCGAAUGAAGCCCAUUGCAACAGCCCAGCACCUGCAUCCGCAUGCACCGCAGUGAAGAAAUCAGGGAGCGGCUGUUGUGUGAUGGCGCGGAGGUUAAGAGUUGCCAACCGAGGAAGAAGACGAAGCACUCGCCCUUGAGAGAGUGACUGCUGAUUUGUCGUACGCGGCGAUUCUGUGUCUUCCGGUGAUGGCGAACAGAGUGAGACUAUUAAUGUGAGGAACUCUCUAUUCGACAAGAUCAUCUGCCAAAGACGGCCGUGGCCCGGCACACGGCGCUUUAUAACUUCCUGUCCGGUGGUGCCGUUUAUCGUCGGGGCGGGCUGGGCCUCAACAAUGUCGCAAUCUGUUUCAAGCAAGUCACCGAGUACCCUGGCCGCCUUUUCACCAACGCCAACAUCCUUUGCGUCCAGCCAUCGCCGUACCAGUUCCUCGACAACCUCUGGUAGGGUGCUGAGGAUGGCGGCAUCGGCGGCGGUCUUGGCUGCCUUAUGGAUGAUGGCUAGGGCAAGAAGGUUGGCUCCAGGGAGAGGCGAGCUGAGGGCCGCUAGAAUGGAUUCCUGGUCGGCAAUUGUCAACAAGCGAGUAAAAGGUAGUGGGGAUAGAAGCUUGAUUGUGAUGCUAAGGACA